This is a messenger RNA of Electrophorus electricus (electric eel), 1768 nucleotides long. It is a transcript of the gene msx2b, whose product is annotated as muscle segment homeobox 2b. Gene Ontology annotation, molecular function: DNA-binding transcription factor activity, RNA polymerase II-specific; RNA polymerase II transcription regulatory region sequence-specific DNA binding. Gene Ontology annotation, cellular component: nucleus. The record is from RefSeq and is a predicted model, not a curated record. Gene Ontology annotation, biological process: regulation of transcription by RNA polymerase II; embryonic morphogenesis. Lineage: Eukaryota; Metazoa; Chordata; Actinopteri; Gymnotiformes; Gymnotidae.
UGCGUUCCUAUUGGCCAAGAGUUUUAUGAUUGCCCCAUGCUUAAAAGUAGUUGAGGGUCAAAGGCUACUUGUUGCAUAUAUGAGGAGUCAGACUGACUUUGAAGGCGGGAAUACUUUUUGUUGCGAGGCAUUUAGAUUAAGAGGGAUGUCCGUCAUUUCAAGUUUUAGAGAGAGAUACGUAACUAACGAAGACAGACGACUGGGCCCGGAGCGGACGAUGGAGGAACGCAAACUUCAGCUGACAAGUCAUCCUUUCAGCGUGGAGUCGCUCAUAGCCUGCAAAAAAAGUACAAAGGAGUAUCAAAAAGGUUCCGAGGAUGUAUCUUUGUCGACAUUUGCGAAAACUCGGGUCUCGUCAUACCGAAACAAGGACUCUUGCAGUCCGGAGGAAAUUCGAAAGCACUUCAUCGAAAACUCGCCAGUCAAAUCGGAAUCUCCAGAGCCAGAGGAGUGCACUGCUUGGGUUAUGAACUCUAGAUACGCACAGACACGCCAGACGAGCCCUCCAUGCGCCCUCCGCAAGCACAAGGCUAACCGCAAGCCGCGCACGCCCUUCACCACCACGCAGCUCCUGGCUCUGGAGCGCAAGUUCCGGCAGAAGCAGUACCUGUCCAUCGCCGAGAGGGCCGAGUUCUCCAGCUCCCUUUUGCUGACUGAGACGCAGGUGAAGAUCUGGUUCCAGAAUCGGCGCGCCAAGGCCAAGCGCCUGCAGGAAGCCGAGCUGGAGAAACUGAAACUGGCCGCUAAGCCGGCGCUGCAUCCGGGCCUUCCCCUGGCCUUGCCCCUGGGUGCGCAGCUGCACCCAGCUGCCUCACUCUAUGGACAGUCAUACCCCUACCAGAGGCCCAUGUUGCCCGUGCCACCUGUUGGACUGUAUGGGGCACCUCUGGGCUACAGCGUGUACCACCUGGUGUGAGCCACGUGGACCAGUAUACAUGGGAAAGCAGUGCUUAGCCGCUCAGGCUUGGACAAGAAGUGAAUACAGGGCGUGAUGGGAAGAUUUUGUGCUGCACAGGUCUGAAAGGACCUAGCAUGGAAAAGGGAGAUGUCUUCUUUCGUCUGCCUUUGACAGAGUUUGAGACUCCAGCUUGAAUUUUGGUAUCAAUAGAUUGUAGGUGGGCACUUCCAUUGCUUGCUCUGUGUAAAUGCGUGCAUGUGAACGUGUGCGUGCGUGGCUUUGUAUAUAUGUGUUAUAUAUACGUGUGUGUGUGUCAUUGUAUGUGUGUUUAUGUACAGCAUAUUCUUUUCAUUCAUUCAAAUGUAAUAUAUUUUAUUGCUAAUUAUUCUUGACUUAUUGGUAAGAGAAAUUCAUUUGCCAUAAAAAAAGUCUGCUCAGACAAGCUCAGCAUUAAAAAAUUUGGAAUUGAUCUUCAUUCUUAAAAAAAUUAUAUUUAUGAUGGCAACAGGUACAGUACAGAAAAAUUCUGACUACUCUAUUAUUUAAUCUCUUCAUGUGUGUCAGUAUCCAGUAUCUGAUUAAUUCCAACACCAGAAAACAGGUACACCUCAUUCCCUUUUUUUUAAUUUACUGAGGUACUGACUAAGUAACCAGCUGCACCAAAUCUUACAUAGGGAGCAAUGUGAAGUACUAAAGAUGCAUGUCAAGUAGGAUGAAAGCUGGGAUUCAACUUUUGUUUGCAUUAUUCCAGGUCUGGAAUUUGGGAGAAAUGUCAGUAAUUUAUGGAAUGAAACACAGACCUAUAAAUAGUAAAGUAAAACCACAGAUAAUUUUGCAAUGGUCUGUUAAUUUUUUCCAGAGUGAUAUACA